Messenger RNA from Dicrocoelium dendriticum, 2263 nucleotides. NCBI's taxonomy places the organism in Eukaryota, Metazoa, Platyhelminthes, Trematoda, Plagiorchiida, Dicrocoeliidae. The record is from the annotation of a GenBank genome assembly.
ACUGCGGAUAGCGAGCUCCUUUGUGUUUUGUUACUGUCUUGAAGAUUCCUAGAAGUUAUUGUAGAUAGUAUACAAUGUCUUGCAAAUGCUUGGACUGCUUUAAAGCUGUUACUGCUCGAUCGAAGGCUGUUCAGUGUUCUUUCUGUGAAGGGUGGUUGCACGUUGCGUGUUGUAAAAUCGGUGCCGAUCUGUACGAUCAACUGCAGAGGACCACUUCCUCGGUCGUCGUCUUUAUUUGUGACCCAUGUCGCGCUGGACUGAGUGUCAAUCGCGUUUCGAAUGGCCUACCUCCAAUCAGUCCAAGUCCCUCAUGUUUGCAUUCUGUGCAAAAGCAGAAACAUCCUCUGCUGCCCCCCAACGACAAGUAUAUCCCUGCCGGUCGGACUCCAGUGAAGAAGGCAGGUACCGAUGCUGCACCACUUGAUGGACUGCCUGCACCGAACCCGAGUUUCUCUUCUGCUCAAACCGAAGCAAUCAGCGCUACUGCCUCCUUGGCAUUUCCAUGCCUCUCAUCACCAACUUCUGGUCCCGUUACCCCCUCUGGUAAGCCGACGGACGUUGACCACGGUAAAGCCCCAAAUACCAAGACUUAUGCAUCUGUAGCGAAGGAUUGUGCGCCCCUGUCCUCGCCAGUACGAGUGGCUGAAAGUAUGGGCAAGACUGAUGUCAAGGUGAAAAGCAAACCAUUGUCUUCACAAUCGCAGUUGAAGCUAGUUCUGGAUAGAGUCGGUCAGCUAGAAAAACUGCUUAAGGAGGGUCCACCUCUCCACAAUUCGCAGAUCCCUGUUAACAACAAAUCACCCUCACGUGGCCGUUGCCUAAUCAUCAUAAAUGCUCCUGAGUCGUCCAAAACCACUCCAGCUGAAAGGAUUAUGGAUGAUCAAGAGUUUCUAAAACGCAUGAUCUCCUUACUGCUCGAUGAAGGUGAGCCAGGAAUCAACAUCGUCUCGGCUUUCCGCCUUGGCAAGAAACAGGAGGACUCCUCUAAGGUCCGUCCCUUGAAGAUUGUAUGUCAAAACGAUGAUGAAGUCCAUCGCAUUCUCCGACGAGCUCCGCGUCUUAAAGGAGAACCAUUUUUCGUAUUACGAGACCUCUCUCCGGAGGACCGAGUAAAAAUGAAGAAAGCGGUGGAUGAACUUAGAUGUCGUCGUGAUAACGGUGAGACGGACCUACAUAUCGUGGAUUUUCGCGUGGUUCGAAAAACGCCAAGAACUCGUUGGAGGCCACUCCUUGUAAUGCCCGGGCGUUAGAGUUGAAGAAUGGACUGCGCGUAAUUUCUUCCAAUGUGCGCAGUCUCAGAAACAAACUAGACGAAGUUCAGCUUUUUGCCUCCAUGAAUCGGCCGGAUCUUAUAGCUUUCACCGAAACCUGGUUGUCCUCGGAUAUCCUGGACUCGGAGGUGCAGAUCCCUGGAUACCACCUUUACCGGGCAGACCGCCAUGGAGGAAGACCUGGGGGAGGCGUGAUACUCUACUGGAAGACGGACUUCAAGGCCCAUCUGGUUGAAGCUACCUGUGGCAGCGAUGGCGACUUCGAAACUCUCUGGUGCCGUGUUCAUGACGGAUGCAGAUCUCUCAUGGUCGGUGUAGUCUACAGGGCCCCAUUGGGUUCCGGAGCUUGUCUGCUGGACGCGAUCAAAAUGCAUGGUGGAGGCAAGGACUGUUUAUUACUGGGUGACUUUAAUGCCCCGGGUAUCGACUGGGACCAACUGCAUUGUGUUCCCGCUUCAAACGUUUUUGAUUCCGCUCUUCUAGAGACGGUUAUCGAAUGUAACUUAUUCCAACAUGUCACAACGCCUACUCGUAUAAUUGCAGGACAAACACCCCAUAUCCUCGACCUUGUACUCUCACCGGCACAAUCAGAUGUCACCGACCUAGCCGUUCUUCAGCCCAUUGGUAAAAGCGAUCACUGUGUCAUUACAUUCCUCUGGACUCGACGACUUACUCUCCACAACCAAGGUCGCCUCCGCAGAAAUUUCUGGCGUGUUGAUCCCCAACGCUUACAAACGGCUGCCAGUAGUGUGGACUGGAGUAUGCCCGAAUCCCUGAAUUUGGACGAUGAGUGGAACCUCUUGCACUCCAAAAUGAUUUCGCUCGUUGAGCAGGUCGUUCCUGUCUACAAAAGACCUUUUGCCAGGGGUCCUCCAUGGAUUGAUCGAGAACUGAGGUGCCUAAUGAACAAAAGACGGAAACUGUGGGUCCGAUUCAAGCUCACGCAAUCCGGGUCUGACUAUUCGGAAUAUAAAGUGGCCAGGAAUAUCUGC